Esox lucius (northern pike) is the source of this 565-nucleotide messenger RNA. Its product is annotated as cytochrome c oxidase subunit 7A2, mitochondrial. The record is from RefSeq and is a predicted model, not a curated record. NCBI's taxonomy places the organism in Eukaryota, Metazoa, Chordata, Actinopteri, Esociformes, Esocidae. The transcript is spliced from 4 exons. Bases 120 to 368 code for a protein of 82 amino acids. Gene Ontology annotation, biological process: mitochondrial respirasome assembly; regulation of oxidative phosphorylation; mitochondrial electron transport, cytochrome c to oxygen.
CCGUUCGGCACAUCACUAGUUCAGACCUUGUCGCAAAGAUUCUUGGGAUUUUACCGGAAACUGUAGCUACCUAGUGUCCUUGGACUUCUGUUGUCACCUCAAGAAAUACAUUUUCCAAAAUGUACCGGCAGUUUAUGUGUCUUCAGCAGCUGUCCAGGCGGACGAUAUGCAGUACUGCCCGCAGACAGGUGGACAACAUGGUCAAGGAGAAGCAGAAGCUGUUCCAGGCGGAUAAUGGGAUUCCAGUCCAUCUGAAGGGAGGAGCCAUGGAUGCUAUUCUCUACAGGCUAACAAUGGGACUUACAGUCUUUGGAACUGGGUUUGUCGUGUAUGAACUCCUCAGUGCUUCGAUGCCCAAGAAGUCAUAAGUGUCCUUGUCUAUGUCCAUCCAUAAAUGACUCUUCUCUGUUGUACAAAUUUAUGAUCUGGGAUAUUUUGUCCUAUCAGUUAUGACAUGUUUAAUGCCUGGGAUCAAUAUUUAUUCAUUGUACUACAGAUAAUAAAAACACCAAUACAAAGUACUAUUCAAGUGAAUAUCUUAAAUUAAAGAUUGUCAUACAUCUGA